Molecule: messenger RNA, 336 nt
Organism: Dacryopinax primogenitus
Lineage: Eukaryota; Fungi; Basidiomycota; Dacrymycetes; Dacrymycetales; Dacrymycetaceae
Exons: 1
Coding region: 1-336 (111 amino acids)
Source: RefSeq, a predicted model, not a curated record
AUGCCCGUAACCAAAGGCAGUCGUAUGCCCUCUUCGGCUGCAUCAAGACCACAAAAAAAAGCCGGCAUCUUGGGCCUUCCCUCGCUGAAAUUUGCAAGCACUAAACUGGACAGCGCUGCACAGGUUUCCUUAGCGUUGACACUCCUGCAUCUCCGACGCACAGGCUUGUUUGGCUUUGUCCCUACCGUAGGGUCCUUCUCUGAACCUUUCGAUACGCCCGAACCGCAGAACUGGUGGGAUGCGAAAAAGGGAGGCCACGAGGCCUUCCUCACUAGCCUCGGCAAAGCGAGCUUUCCCGCGCUUGAGAGCGUCACGUUGUUCAAUCUCUCCCUGUAG